This is a messenger RNA of Adineta steineri, 891 nucleotides long. NCBI's taxonomy places the organism in Eukaryota, Metazoa, Rotifera, Eurotatoria, Adinetida, Adinetidae. The record is from the annotation of a GenBank genome assembly.
AUGUCUUUAACAGAUUGGUCGCUUAUUUGUUUACUUUCGUCAUCUAUUGAACAAUGUAAAUCAAUUGAAUUUAUGCCAUUAACAUCAACUGGUGAAUAUCAAGUUCAUUGUCAUUGUGAAGAAAAGAUUUAUUUAUGUUUAAAUGUAUUCGAAAUAAAAUCUAUUGUGAAUUUAUGUUAUUCAUUCAUUUUUUCAAAAGAUUUUCAAAAUAAUUCACAAUUAAAUAUUUCAACACGUGUAUUACUUUGUUAUAUAACGGAAUGUUUAACAAGUUGGAAUAUACGUCGACGUUUAAUUGUAUCCAGUACAAUACGUAUCCAAGAUGAACUGGAAUUUGUAGAAAUUCUUUUACGUUUGAAACCUAAAAGUGAACAAUUAUUUCGAUAUAGACGUUGGUUAUUAAAACAAGAAAAUUUAAAUAAUAUUUCAAUUAAUAAAGAAUUAGAUAUAUGUGAUCAUACAGCUGUGAAACAUUUUAUUAAUUAUGCAUCAUGGUUACAUCGACGAUGGAUUAUUAAAUAUUUAAAUAUUGAUAUUGAUGAAGAAUUAAAACGAAAUUAUUUAUGGUUAGAAAAGAAUAUUUCAGAUUCAAGUGGAUUUUCAUUUCGUGCUUAUCUAAUUUCGAAAAAAAAUUUAAAUGAAAAUUUAAUUGAACAAGAAUUACAACUGAUUGACAAUAUGUUUAAAUUUUAUCUUGAUAGAGAAUCAUUAUGGAUUUAUAGACAGACAUUAAUAUUUUUAGCAUUAAAAUGUAUAUCAAUUGAUACAAAACAAUUAUUAAUUAAAGAAUUAAAUUUAAUGAAAACUUUACAAGAAAAUACUUUUUCGAAAAAAUAUUCUCAAUUAUUAAAUAAACUUUUAUUGACUGAUGGAAAACAGUUUCGAGAUUAA